This is a messenger RNA of Entrophospora sp. SA101, 294 nucleotides long. The record is from the annotation of a GenBank genome assembly. Lineage: Eukaryota; Fungi; Glomeromycota; Glomeromycetes; Entrophosporales; Entrophosporaceae.
AUGGGUUUAUUUGUUCAGUGCUUGUUAUUAUUAGAAAUAACUUUUGAAGAUGAUAAUAAAUUUCAGAAUCUACAAUUGGUUAUGGUUCAAUGGUAUGAUUAUGCUGAUAUUGCAGCUAAAAAAAAGAUAUUAACAGCAAAUACAAAGAUGGAUAAAUGGCACAAAUUAGGAUGCCAAUACAUGAAAUUAUUAGAUUCAUAUGAUAUAAUACCUUUAGAAUCUGUUUUAAGAGCUAUACAUAUAGUCCAAGAUUUUAACAAAGAAAACAGAUAUUUUGUUAAUAAUUAUGUUUAA